Ziziphus jujuba (common jujube) is the source of this 1422-nucleotide messenger RNA. Its product is annotated as tRNase Z TRZ2, chloroplastic. The record is from RefSeq and is a predicted model, not a curated record. The transcript has 8 exons. NCBI's taxonomy places the organism in Eukaryota, Viridiplantae, Streptophyta, Magnoliopsida, Rosales, Rhamnaceae. The coding region runs from base 144 to 1235 and encodes 363 amino acids.
UAAAUUGGAUACACAUCCCCAAAAAAAUAAAAUAAAGUAAAAUUUCCGGAACUUGGUUUGCUCCUUUAGACCAACAAAAACACGAAGCGCUGUGAUACUGAUAAACCUUUCUUAAACCCUCUUUCUCUCUCCAUUAUCUUAAUAUGCUUCACUCUCAAACCCACCAAAACAUGCAAAUGUCUCUGACCAUUUCGCCCUCCAAAGCCCCUCACAAAUUCCCAUCCCACCAACCCAUUUCAGUUUCUUCACCAUCUCCAAGAAUCCAGAGAGUUUCACUGCAAACCCAUGCUGGUCCUCUGAAUUCCCUUAAAGGGUCCGGCUAUACUCCGGCAAUUAGCCGAGCUAUCGAAGAAGAAGAGUACCGGUUAGCCAGAUCCCAGGUUGUCCGGAAAGGACUAGACUUGGAAGGCUAUGCUAUUGAGGGGAUUUCCAUUGGUGGGCAAGAGACCUGCAUCAUAAUCCCGGAGUUCAAAUGCGCUUUUGAUAUCGGCAGGUGUCCUUCAAGAGCAAUUCAGCAGAACUUCGUGUUCAUCACUCAUGCCCAUCUUGAUCACAUUGGUGGGUUGCCAAUGUAUGUUGCCAGCCGUGGUUUGUACAACUUAAAACCUCCAACAGUAUUUGUGCCUCCUUGCAUCAAAGAAGAUGUGGAGAAUUUAUUUGACAUUCACAGGACGAUGGGCCAAGUGGAAUUGAAAUUUGAUUUGGUUCCUUUGGAUGUGGGUGAAACAUAUGAAAUGCGAAAUAAUCUUGUUGUUCGACCAUUUAGAACUCAACAUGUAAUACCCAGCCAGGGCUAUGUAAUCUAUUCAGUUAGAAAAAAGCUGAAGAAGCAAUACAUUCAUCUUAAGGGGAAACAAAUAGAGAAAUUGAAGAAGUCUGGUGUAGAGAUUACAGAUAUUAUACUGUCUCCUGAGGUUGCCUUUACUGGAGACACAACAUCAGAUUAUAUGGUCGAUCCUCGGAAUGCUGAUGCCUUAAGGGCAAAGAUUCUUAUAACUGAGGCCACCUUUUUGGAUGAAGGAUUCAGCAUUGAACAUGCCCGACAACAUGGUCAUACUCAUUUAUAUGAGAUUUUUGAAAAUGCACAAUGGAUUCGGAAUAAGGCGGUUUUGCUGACCCAUUUCUCCUCACGAUACCAUAUAGAGGACAUUCGUGCAGCUGUAUCAAAGUUGCAGUCCAAAGUAUCAGCAAAAGUGGUCCCUCUUACAGAGGGCUUUAAAUCAAUGUACACUUAGAUUUUGUACCUAAUCUUUGCCUACUGUUAGAUUUUGUACCUAAUCUUUGCCUACUGUUAGAUUUUGUACCUAAUCUUUGCCUACUGUUAGCAACUAACCGUAACUAGGUUGUACAAGAGAAUGGAGAGAGACAGAGAGAACUGAGAAGUACAGUGAGUUUGCUGUAAAUUAUUCUUUCUUUUCCCAA